AUGGGGAAAAGUGAAGGGGGAUGUGAUCCCUUUGCUCAGACUCAGAGGAGCAAACUGCAAAACCGCCGAGCCCGGAUUAACCUGCAGAUUAAUAAGGAGAUGCUAAUGCGAGCUGGAGCUGAAAAUCUAUUUCGAGCUACGACCAACAACAAAGUGAAGGAGACUGUGGCUUUGGAACUGAGUUUUGUGAACUCUAACUUGCAGCUGCUGAAGGAGGAACUUGAGGAACUGAACAGCUCAGUGGAAGUAUAUCAGAACGAGAAUGAGUCUGUUAGUGUUCCCAUGAUUCCUCUUGGUCUGAAGGAGACAAAAGACGUUGAACUGACGAUGCCUUUGAAGGAUCUUAUUGAAGAGCACUACAAUGAGCCAGCAUGCAGGUACGAAAAGGAACUAAAAGAACUUGCAGACCUCCGGCAGGCAAUGCGAACUCCAACGAGGAAUGAUGCUGGAAUUGAGCUUCUGAUGGAAUACUACAACCAGCUUUACUUCAUUGAUAACCGAUUUUUCCCACCCAAUAAAAAUAUGGGCAUUUUUUUCCAUUGGUAUGACUCUUUGACUGGUGUUCCUUCGUAUCAACGGGCUCUGGCUUUUGAAAAGGGAAGUGUACUCUUCAAUAUCGGUGCACUAUAUACUCAGAUUGGUGCCAGGCAGGAGCGAACCACUAAGGAAGGCAUUGAUCAGGCUAUUGAUGCUUUCCAAAAGGCUGCAGGUGCUUUGAACUACUUGAAAGAAAACUUCUCCAAUGCACCAAGCCUUGAUAUGAGCACACCGUCCCUGAACAUGUUAGUGCGUCUGAUGAUUGCACAGGUACAGGAAUGUGUCUUUGAAAAUGUCAUGCUGGCAGGAGUUAAGGACGAGUUCUUGAUGCAAUUGCAGAGCGCACAGGAGGCUGCCAGGGUGGCUGAUGUUUAUUCCUUGGUCUAUCAGACAAUGACACAACCCCCAGUGAAAAACUAUGUUCCAUUCUCUUGGACAACUAUGGUCCAGGUCAAAUCUGAGUACUUCAAAGCAGUUUCACACUAUGUUGCUGCUGUUGCACUGUGUGACCAUACAAUGGGUCCUGACGCUGACGAAAGUGAACAUGUAAAGGCCCUACAGCAACUUCAUGUAACAAUGCCAGAGGGUCCCUCGUUAAUCACAGUACUGAAGGAUAAUGAGGAACGACGCAAAUUAGGCAAGGCUCAUUUAAAGAAAGCAAUAAUUAAGCAUGAAGAAGCGAUGAGGAUUCACAGCUUGUGUCGGAUCCUGCGCAAGAUGGAUAUCCUGCAGGAGGUGCUCGCUGUUGCCCACAAACGAUCAUUGAAGAAGUACUCUGAGAUUGAUCGUGAAGAUGACUUUUUUGAAACAGUUGAAGCUCCAGACAUUCAUCCAAAAACACAGCAGAAACCAGAAAUUAAAACUCCAAACUUUUCCAAAGUGAAAGUCACAGAUAUUUUUCACAGAUUGGGCCCUUUGUCGGUUUUCUCCGCUAAGAACCGAUGGAGCUCCGUCAGAGACGUUGAUCUUGAGAAAAGUGAGAAAGGAUUUGGAUUCACACUGCGUGGUGAUUCUCCUGUCCUUAUUGCAGGAGUAGUCCCUGAUGGCUCUGCAGAUAAAGCCGGUCUCGGAGAAGGAGAAUAUAUUGUGUCCGUGAAUGAACAGGAUUGCAAGUGGUCCAAGCAUUCAGAAGUAGUUCAGCUACUGAAAAUUGUCAGCACAGAAAGCAUCAAGAUUGGGGUGAUAACACUAAAUACUACUGAACAUCAGAAUAAUGCUGACAGGAAAUCACUUCUUGGUACAAUGUCCUCGGCAAGCAUCUUCUCCGGGAGUGAUAAAGAGAACAGCAGGAAAAUUGCUGAUUCUAGUAAGGGUUCAGGUUUGCUGACAACCUGGAACAAGAGGAAAAAUACAAACAAGGAUGGCAGCACUCACAGCGUACCAUUCAGUGCCGUGACAGAUGAUGGAUCAUUUUACUGAAGAGUAUUAUCAGUUCUGUCUAUGGAAAAUAUUCAUCAGUUUCACAAACAUAGCCAUCACAAGUCUGAGUACAGAGCAGUGGUAUAGAAGUUCAUUUCACUCAGAACCUUGUCAAUUAUGCACACUAGAAUUUAAAACCCUGUGGAUACUUUUAUUCAAAGCCUCAUUUGUGGAAACCACAGGUGGUGUGAUAGAAAAACAGUGUCAAGGUAAAGUGCGGUGCAAAAAUGGACUUGGUUUCAGUAUCAUUCACUGAUACCAGUGAGGUGAAAUGGAAGAGUUCUCCAUGCCUGAUUUGCUACAGGCUUCCACUGAAAACACUGACAGAACAGGGACACUGGUACGGAAAUACAUCCUUUGUCCAUUAUGUCCAUGACAUUGCCUUUCUCAAGGUGCAUCUCUGGGUUUGUUUUUCAUUCACUCUAUGAGAAUUUACAAAGCAUUUGUGGUUAAUAAUUAAUGAAUGACUAUUCUGAACCUGCUGCUUCAGGAUGAGAUACUCUUCGUACCUGUCAUUGUGAUGGAUCUUUGGUUCAUUUCAAGCCAAUCAAGAGCAAAACUUUCCUUACAUUUGUAAUGAUUCAUUUUCACAAGUUGCUGAAGAUCUAACAAGCAAAUGAUCAAAAGACUAUAUUCUUUACAUUAAAAUAGUAUCAUUAACCUGUUUUAGUACUGGAUCCAACAUUGCAAAACCUCUCUCAUCCCCUACAUCCCUGCAUUACUUUCUGCCCCCAUAUUGAAUUUCCUUUAUUAUGUCUCACUUUUAACUUCAUUCACAAAAUUUGCACUUUAAGAUCCAGAAACACUAUUGUUUACUCCCUCCCACCACUUACUGACAAAUACAAGCUGCACUGGGAAACCUUGCAAGGUUUGGCUUGGUAGAAUUGAUCCUAUGCUCUCAGUUUGAUAUAGAUUUUAUUUAAAGGACAAAAUAGUACUUUUAGACAAUUCAAGAUUGUCUUUAAAAAUUAUGCCUAAAUUAAUGAUGGUUGUUCUGACUUGAG
Amblyraja radiata (thorny skate) is the source of this 2960-nucleotide messenger RNA. RefSeq names its product rhophilin, Rho GTPase binding protein 1 (gene rhpn1). Gene Ontology annotation, biological process: signal transduction; negative regulation of stress fiber assembly. Bases 1 to 1956 code for a protein of 651 amino acids. Gene Ontology annotation, molecular function: protein binding. The transcript has 15 exons. The record is from RefSeq and is a predicted model, not a curated record. Lineage: Eukaryota; Metazoa; Chordata; Chondrichthyes; Rajiformes; Rajidae.